CUUCAGCCCCACCAUCCGCUCACCUAUGCCCACAGGACCAUGGGUAGUGUCAGUAGCCUCAUCAACGGCAACAGCCCCAACAGCAAACACUGCAAGGCGUCUGAGUAUAGUUUAAAAAAGGGAACAAACCAUCAUAGAAAGAGUGGAGGUUGCAGCCUUGAUGGGUUACUGAAGUGUGGCUUCACUCAGGACUCCUCGUCCUCCACUUAUCCCUCUAAAGGUCUCACCCACUCCCGGUCAGGACGAAGUGAAGAUUUUUUUUACAUCAAAGUGAGCCAUAAACCAAGGUCAGUGUAUCACAGAGAAGGAUCAAUGGCCGACCGAAGGAACAGAGAUGGGGAAUCAGAUGGGCGAAAGCAACCAAAGCUACUGCUCAUGUCAGGGAAAAUGACUCAGAGGACCUCUGCUGAGAAGUCACUGGUCCGUUCCACUGCCUUCAAGCCUGUGAUUCCCAGGAGUACGUCCUCCACAGAGACGGGCCAGAGAAGCCUGGACCACAUCCUUUUUCCUCUGGAGAAAGCAAGGAAUCCAGACAUUAGACAAAAGCGAGACACCUUCUCAGGGACUCUCUCAGACUCCGGACGUAACUCUAUGUCUAGCCUGCCCACCCACAGCACCAGCGGCAGCCUAAGUGCCUCCACAGGUCCUGUCAGUCACAGUGAUGGCAGCUCAGCUACCGCAAACAGUCUCAGUAAGAGAGUACAACCGAGUUUGCCUUCAUGGGUCCACGGGAAUAGCGCUAACCUUGACAGUAGCUACAGGGCUGUUUUAAACAGCAGUGGCCUGGCAUCUAAGGCUAAUGGGGAUGCUGGCUCCCCACUUUGUGCAGAUGAGCCAAGCCCUCUCUCUGAAACUGCAGGUGGGAUUCGGUCCCCCAUUACUACAGAUGAGUCACUGAUUGAAUGUUUGGAACAAAGGCUGCUGGAGAGAGAGACUGAACUGCAGGAGCUACAGGUAAGUUUUGAGGAGAAGGAAGCAGACACCUGCCAGCUGUUUGAGGAAAAACAAAAGUACUGUGCUGAAGAAAUGGAAGGGCUGAAGCAGCGAUGCUCCGCAAAGCUACAACAAGCGUCCCAAAUGGCUGCAAAAACCCAGCAAGCACUCCAGCUGCAGGCAGAGAAGGAGAGACUUCAGGAGGAUGUCUCAAAGUUAACCCGAGAGAAGGCUCUUGUCGAGCUCAGACUGAGGUCUUACGAGACUGAGAGCACACAUUUGGCUCCGACACUUGAGGAAACUCAAUGGGAGGUGUGCCAAAAAACAGGCGAGAUCUCACUGUUGAAGCAGCAACUGAGAGAUAGCCAAGUGGACAUCAGCCACAAGCUAAACGAGAUAGUCAGCCUCAGGGCAUCACUGAAGGAAAACACAGCAAAGAUGGAGAUGCUCGAGAAAAAGAAUAAAGACCAUGAAGACAAACUCCACUCCUGCACUGUAGAGCUUGAGGUCUGCCAAAAUGAACUCCAGCGCAAGAAGAAUGAGGCUGAUUUGCUGAGAGAGAAAGUGGGCAAACUGGAGAAAGACAUUCAGGGAAUGAAACAGGAUCUGGCCACGGCCAAAGAGCAGAGGGUGCAGCACAGUUUUCAACUUGAGGCCAAUGCCCAGACUCAGGCCUUGGAAGGGCUAAGCCAAGGCUUAGAUUCCCCCACCCACGGCCAGGGGGAGGUGAACAGGGAACACAUCUACACAGAAUCACUCCAGAGACAAAUAGAGAGACUGAGGCGACAGCUCAGGGAGGAGAAGGAUGCUCAAGAGAGGCUGGCCAACAGCUUUGAGCAGGAGAGGCAGACAUGGAACAAGGAGAAAGACAGGGUCCUCAAGUACCAGAAGCAGCUCCAGAUGAACUACCUGCAGAUGCACAAGAAGAACAAGGACCUGGAGAGGAUCUUGAAGGAGCUGACCACUGAACUGGAGAGCCGGACAGAGUUAGGCAUGGACAUGACCUACAGCUCAGGGUUACAAACAUAUGAGGACGUUAUUGCCACAGAGAUUUGAAUGGAGCACUCACUCACAUGCAUUUGAUAAAAGUGAUACUGUCACUUGACUGUUAUUUUACCUCAGAUAUUUAUGUGUUUCAAUGUCACAUGCAACAUCACAGCAACUGGAGCUCAUUCCCUGCUCAUUAGUGUUUUACGAGGGUUAUUUAAUAGAAUAUGCAUAAUCUAGUGUGCUUUGAGGCCAGCACAAAAAACAGUAAGAUUAUACCUAGCUUUUUGUGAUGACACUGGUACCAUUUGUAAGUGCUAAAUUAUUUAAUGUUCAAAUGAGAUUAUGUCUUAUUUUUUUACCAUGUUGUCUAACAGGAUCACUCAUCGUUCUAAUCAUGCACAAUUUUGUCAUUUAAACACAAUUUAGUAGUUGUUAAUUGAUACAGGUUAGACAAUAGCUUACUCAUCUGUUUCAUGGUUAAUGUCUGAUGGUAACACAUGAUAAGCAUGAUUGUGGUUGAACAUCUGUCUCUGCAGUCCCUUCAAAUAGUGAUAUAUCAUCUGUUGUGAGCCUGGGUUCCUGAAAUUUAAUUUACUUGGCCUUGUGUAUCCAUUUUACUGUAUGUUCCCACACUGUCCAUUCUUAAGGGGUUUGUGCAUGGAAAAUUAUUUUUAAACCAUUUUAUGAGUCAUUUCAAAACAAUACACAGGUUUUAUGAUGUGAUAU
Messenger RNA from Xiphias gladius (swordfish), 2649 nucleotides. It is a transcript of the gene lzts1, whose product is annotated as leucine zipper, putative tumor suppressor 1. The coding region runs from base 40 to 1989 and encodes 649 amino acids. NCBI's taxonomy places the organism in Eukaryota, Metazoa, Chordata, Actinopteri, Istiophoriformes, Xiphiidae. Gene Ontology annotation, cellular component: dendritic spine. The transcript has 8 exons. Gene Ontology annotation, biological process: regulation of synaptic plasticity; regulation of dendrite morphogenesis. The record is from RefSeq and is a predicted model, not a curated record.